GAGGUUGCAGACGUGAGCUAUCAUGUAUGUCAGUAGAGAGUAGCUGGCGAUGUUGAAUGGAACUCCAAGACCCUGGGUGGAAGAGGAGCCUCCUCCGGUGCCGACCAGUCACAACUUCACGAAGCAGAGAGACAAGAUGAGGCAUAAACUGGAGGAGAAGAGGAGAGAGAAGGAACUAAACAGACCCUACAAUCCCCAACACAACUGCAGUGAGACUGACUCUCGGCCACUGGAUGAACUACUUGCCUUUAUUGAGGGAGACGAGAGGGGAGAGGGGGCGGAGUCAUGUCCGUCUCCAUGACUACCAACCACACCUCCAAGCCAGGAAAGAAAAAGAAAAGACGAAAAAGAUUCACGUAAUUCAUUCCUUCCAUUUGCUUGCUAAUUGCAUUCCUAUCUACAGUUCCCUAGCAACUGUCACUCCCGGAAACAACAGAGGAGGAGAGUGGUGGCCACACCCACAAGUCACAUGACGGAUCAUUGGGUGUGUCAGUGUGUGAGGAGAGAGAAGAUGACGACAGGUCGUCUGGCAAGAAAACUGGCCCAUGCUAGCCACACCCACCAAGAUCUGCCGUCAGAGGAGUUGUCUGAUG
Messenger RNA from Geodia barretti, 593 nucleotides. The record is from the annotation of a GenBank genome assembly. Lineage: Eukaryota; Metazoa; Porifera; Demospongiae; Tetractinellida; Geodiidae.